Molecule: messenger RNA, 493 nt
Organism: Paramecium octaurelia
Lineage: Eukaryota; Ciliophora; Oligohymenophorea; Peniculida; Parameciidae
Source: the annotation of a GenBank genome assembly
AGAUUAUCCAUAUCAGUGAGGAAAAAUUAAUAAUAAAUGAUUGAUAUUAGCCAAGAGAUGAGCAAGACUAAUAAGAUUGAGAUAUUCUUCAGCAAUACUAUUGAGGUCUCACUUAUUUUGAUAUAGCCAUCAAAUUAAGAAUAGAUUCACCUUCGAGAUAGUAUUAUUUAGCAGAUUCAUGCUAUUAAUUCUUCAAAUUGAAAAGAUAAAGUUUUUCUAAGAUAAAGUAGUUAAAUAAUAAUUAUGUAAGGUAUGAAUGAUUAAUCAUCACUACAUUUGCAAGUAACUAUUAUUGCAACAAAGUCCUUAGGCUGCAUAAACAGAUGGGAAAAGUGAGAAAGCAUCAAUUGUAUACUUUGAAUUUAAAUAUAUUGAGCAAUUGCCAUUAUAAUUGCUAAAUGUGCUUUACUUAAGGAUUCUUGACAUUCAAAUACAAUUCCAAAAUAGUAAAACAUAUACAUACACAAGUUUCAUAACUAGGAGAACGCUAUGA